UCCCUUCCAUCUCAAUCUCUUUCCAAUUUUCGCACCACUUUCUAGUUUCACACACAAUAUACACACGAACACAAAACUAUUAACACGCUUUGGUUUCACCUUUUCUAAAACACACGCUUUCUCUUUCUCCCUCUAGAGUAUAGCUAGAAAUUAAACUAAAUUCAUGGCUUCCUCAAAUGGCUUUGGCUCUAGCACCAGCUCUUCAGGAUCUCCAUGUGGGGCAUGCAAGUUUCUCCGCAGAAAAUGUACAUCUGAAUGCAUAUUUGCACCUUAUUUUUGCUGUGAACAAGGACCUGCUAGAUUUGCAGCCAUUCAUAAAAUAUUUGGUGCUAGCAACGUUUCCAAGAUGCUAUUGCAUAUACCUCCUCAAGAUCGUUAUGAUGCUGUUGUCACAAUUGGUUAUGAAGCUCAAGCUCGUAUUAUAGAUCCUGUUUAUGGCUGCGUCUCCCAUAUUUUUGCUUUGCAGCAACAGGUAGCAAGCUUGCAAGCACAACUGAUGCAAGUGAAGGCACAGCUGAGUGAAAACCUGGAGGAGUCAAAGAACAUAGAGAAUCAGUGGUCAGGAAAUGUUGCUAGACCACAAAUACUCACAAACAUGAACCCUAAAUCUCCUAAGAGUUCGCUUGAGUCAAUUGAUUACAGCAGCUGCAGCAUCAGUGAUGGAAUCAGCAUGCAAGACAUACAAAGAUACAGAGAAGGUUUCACUUUCUCGUUGCAAGCUUAUUCUAAGAAAAAGAAUGAUUUGACUGAGCUUCAAGAACUGGCUCUAAGAAUGGCAGGGAACUAAAAUUAGUCUAAGCUAUAAUUAAAGUUUGUCUUAAAUCUUAACUGUCUUUAAUUUUCUUUCUUGAAGGAUUUACAUCGUUGGAUAUAUAUGUCGAGGAAUGCACAUUGCCUACAAUUCGUCAUCAUGUAGUUUUAUCAUCAGUUUCGCAUAUUUUUAGUAGUAAUCAGUGAAGAAUUAUGUUAUUUAAGACUGAAAUUUGGCAAUAUGUUAGACUUAGAUCAAAGCUAUCAAAAGAAGAGAAAAAAAAUUGGGUUGCUAAAGAUUUAAGGAAGUUACGGGGAAAAAUAGCCUAGUGAUUAGGACAAAUAGAUUGAUGUGCGAUUUUAUGAAAUUUUUAGUGAUUCAUUUUCAUUGUUGUGCGAAUAUGAUACGUUUUUGUAAUAGUCAGGUGAUUCAUUUAAAACGUUGUGCGAUUUUUGACACGGUUUAGAUUUCUUUAAAUAUCAACUUUCAAAAUUUUCGAAGAGAUUGUUAGAUUUUUGAGAGUUU
Molecule: messenger RNA, 1276 nt
Organism: Lathyrus oleraceus (garden pea)
Lineage: Eukaryota; Viridiplantae; Streptophyta; Magnoliopsida; Fabales; Fabaceae
Product: LOB domain-containing protein 16
Exons: 2
Coding region: 164-787 (207 amino acids)
Biological process (GO): hormone-mediated signaling pathway; positive regulation of DNA-templated transcription
Cellular component (GO): nucleus
Source: RefSeq, a predicted model, not a curated record